UAAUUUGCAAUUGUAAUGGCUGUUCUUUCUAAUCUGUUGAAUGCUUCUGUUUUUUCCCAUCCCCUUUUUUUCUGCUACCAGCUUUGGUAUGUGCUAUCAAAGACUUUAGCAGAGGAUGCUGCCUGGAAGUUUACAAAAGAAAAGGGUAUUGACAUGGUUACAAUUAACCCAGCAAUGGUUGUCGGUCCUCUCUUGCAGCCAACGCUCAAUACAAGUGCUGCUGCAAUUUUGAACGUAAUAAAUGGUUCACAAACAUUUCCAAAUUCUACAUUUGGAUGGGUUAAUGUUAAAGAUGUUGCCAAUGCACAUAUUCAAGCAUUUGAGAUUCCUUCAGCUAAUGGAAGAUAUUGUUUGGUUGAGAGCGUUGCACACUACUCUGAACUUGUGAAGAUGCUACAAGAGCUGUUUCCUGCUUUUCAACUUCCAGAAAAGUAAGUGAUUUAUCUCAUUCAGUUUA
Camellia sinensis is the source of this 457-nucleotide messenger RNA. The record is from RefSeq and is a predicted model, not a curated record. NCBI's taxonomy places the organism in Eukaryota, Viridiplantae, Streptophyta, Magnoliopsida, Ericales, Theaceae.